Dovyalis caffra is the source of this 4995-nucleotide messenger RNA. The record is from the annotation of a GenBank genome assembly. Lineage: Eukaryota; Viridiplantae; Streptophyta; Magnoliopsida; Malpighiales; Salicaceae.
AUGAACACCAAUCUCCACCACCUUAAACCACCACUCCUAAUUCCACACCUUUUUUUCUCUCCUGAAAACCCUCACCAACUCCGUCCUUACAAGCGACGCCGUCUUAAACCAUGUAAAAACAGCAACAACUUUCUAGAACCUUUCCAGAACCUUAUUUCACAAUUCCCGUCACCAAAAACACUCGAUAUCGUCGCUCCUGCUUUAGGCCUCGCUUCAGGCUUAACUCUCUAUCUCUCUCAAUCAAACAAAUUUUCAAAAUCCUCAAACAUCGGCGAGUGGAUUCUUUUUUCUAACCCGACGCCGUUUAACCGUUUUGUAAUUUUACGCUGCCCUUCGAUAUCUUUGGAAGGGAGCGAGUUGUUAGAAAAUGUGAACGAUAAGUUAGUUAAAGAGGAUAGGCAUUUUGUUAGGUUAAAUAGCGGGAGAAUUCGGGUGAGGACAGAGAGUAGUGAGGGAUUUUUGGAGGAGAAAUUGGAGUAUCAAAGGGUGUGUGUUAAUGCGGAGGAUGGUGGUGUUAUUUCGAUUGAUUGGCCGGCGAAUUUGGAGUUGGAAGAAGAACAUGGAUUGGAUACUACUUUGUUACUUGUUCCUGGAACUGCCAACGGCAGUUCGGAAGAGAAUGUUAGGUUUUUUGUGGUUGAUGCACUUAGGCGCGGCUUUUUCCCUGUCGUCAUGAAUCCUAGAGGAUGUGCUGGUUCACCAAUUACCACGGCCCGGUUAUUUACAGCAGCUGACAGCGAUGAUAUCUCCACAGCUGUACAGUUCAUCAGUAAGGCAAGGCCAUGGACGACAUUAAUGGGUGUUGGAUGGGGAUAUGGUGCAAAUAUGUUGACAAAAUAUUUGGCUGAAGUUGGGGGAGAAAUUUUUCAAGGAAGAGCAAAGGGGUUUGAUGUGGAAAAGGCUUUAGCGUCAAAAUCUGUGCGUGAUUUUGAAAAAGCAAUAUCUAUGGUAUCUUAUGGCUUUGAGGAAAUAGAAGACUUCUAUUCAAAAUCUAGCACACGAGGCAUGGUUGGGAAUGUCAAGAUUCCCGUUCUUUUUAUCCAGAGUGAUGAUGGGACAGUGCCGCUCUUCUCCAUUCCCCGCAGUUUGAUUGCCGAAAAUCCAUUCACAAGCCUCCUUUUAUGUUCUUAUAUGCCGUCUAGUGCUGUUGAAAGUGGCAGAGCUGCUGUAUCAUGGUGCCAGAAUCUAACAAUUGAGUGGCUCGCAGCUGUGGAGCUUGGACUUUUGAAGGGUCGUCAUCCUCUUCUGAAAGAUGUAGAUUUUAACAUCAACCCCUCAGAAGGCCUAACUCAUGUGGAAAGCAGAGCAUCUGAUAACGGAGUUCAACUUAAUAAGCUCUUAGGUAGUUUCCCCACUGAUGCUAGUGGAUACACUGUAGAACCUUUAAACAAGAUGCUUCAAAAUAGUACUGCUGUCAGACUACAAUCAAGAUCCAGAAAAGUUUCAGGAGAUUUAAAACUCGAUGAAGGACUGCAAGAAUUGGAAAAUGAUGCAGUGCAACAGACAAGCUCUGUUGAUGCUGAAUUGAUCGAACAGGAUUCUGCAGAUCCUGUAGAUAUUGAAAAAGGUCAAGUGCUACAAACAGCACAGGUGGUUAUGAAUAUGCUUGAUGUGACGAUGCCUGGUACUCUGUCAGAAGAAGAAAAGAAGAAGGUAAUGCUCAGAUUUGCAAUUCUAGCUAAUUUCACUGAGGCUUUGAAUCCUACAAUUUCUUCCCUUUUUUUAACCUUUAAAAGGCACAUGUCUAGGCUAUUCUAUGACACUGAUCUAGUGCUUGUCCAGGUUUUGACUGCUGUGGGUCAGGGAGAGACACUUAUGAAAGCUUUGCAAGAUGCUGUACCAGAGGAAGUUCGUGGAAAGCUUACAACUGCUGUAUCUGGGAUUCUGCAAGCUCAACACACAAACUUAAAAAUUGAUAGACUACUGAGCAUAGGUAAGAUUCCUAAUGUUUCUAAGACAAAGAUCCAGGAAAAAGUCAGAGAAGUAUCGAGUGCAGAAGGCACAUCUAAAGAUCGACAUUCCCCAGAUCAGAUGAAAAGGGAUGAGGAUUUGACAGAUGGAUCUGUUAACAAUCAACCUGGGACAGAGAAGUCUGGUGCUGGAUCUGAGCAGGAGCUUCAAAAAUCUAUCAAAACAAGUCAGUCUCAGGCAAUGAGCAGUCAACAAGGCGAUCCAUCUGGUUCUGAUAGGAAGGAACCAAAUGAGUCAGGACACAAGAAUGAGAGUGAUGAGCUCAUCAAAGAAAAAGCUGCAUCUCAAUCUGAGAGUAGUGAGAAGAGAUUGGAAACCAGCAGUAACCCUAAUAUCACCAGCCAUGCUGAGAAGGCAGGUGGCACGGAAGAAACAAUUGUUGAUGCAUCCAAAGUGGAACAGGGUGGUGGAAUGUCUCAAGUAGAAACUAAAAUGGAGCAUAGCACCCAGAAAAAUGAAGAGAAAACUGCAAAUUCUGCUGCUGAUCAAAAUAGGAUAGUUUCAGCCAAUAUGACGGAAGAAAAGAUUCCACCAGCAGCAUCCACUCCUGACUCUCAACCAAUUGAAAGGGAAGGAAAUGAUGAUCAGAAGAGGGAAAACAAAACCGUGCAACCUGCUCUUGACCAAAAUAAGCCUCCCAUAUCUGAUUCUAAUCCUCAUACUUUCAGUGUUACUCAAGCGUUGGAUGCCUUGACAGGAAUGGAUGAUUCCACCCAAGUGGCUGUUAACAGUGUUUUUGGUGUGAUAGAAAACAUGAUUUCUCAGUAUGAAGAGGAAACAGACCAUGAAAACAAAAUCAAGAAUAAAAAAGAGGUCGAGGAUGAGUCAGUUGAUUCCAAGCCUCAGAAACUGGAAAACGUUGAUGACUUGGGCACAUGGUCAGACACAUUACGUCAUCCUCCCAUACAUAAGCACCAUGAAAGUGAUGACUACUUACAGAAUGCUGCAAGUACUGAAUGGGUAGAGGAGGAACCCACUGAGGAUCCCAUUUUGUUUAGUGGGAAAGAAGAAGGUCAAUGGAAGCUCCUGGAGCAGACAGGAAUCACUGGAGAAUCUGUUGGAGGUGUUACCACCAGUAAUGGUGCUGGCAUCAAGGUUCAGGUCCAUUCCUCUGGAAAAGAAAACGAUGGAGAAAAUUAUAUUGAACCAUCAUACUACGUAUUAGAUACUGAAAAGCAACAGGAACCUGUUGAAGAAUAUAGCAGAGUGGAAAAUUUUAACGAAAAUGUUGAAAACAGUGACAGCAGAUUAGAUGAGUUAAUAGAGUUUGUGAAAAUUGUUGUAUUGGAUGCUUUGAGGAUUGAAGUUGGUCGCAAGCUAGGUGCAGCUAACAAGAAAGAAAUGAAAUCCUAUCUUGCCAGAGAUCUUGAACUAGUUGCAGAUGCUGUGUCUUUGGCUGUUGGACGUAACAUGGAUCCUACAUGGUGCUUGGAAGGUAAAUAUAAUAGAAUUGAAGGUACUGAAGAAAAAGUUGGUACUGUUCAAGGGGAGCAUAUCGUCAAGGCCAUUUCAUCUGCUAUUCUUAGAACAAAUUAUCUGAGAAGAUUAUUGCCAGUUGGUGUCAUUAUAGGGUCCAGCUUAGCUGCUUUGAGAAAAUAUUUUAAUGUAGCUACAAGGAACGAUAAUGACAUAAAAUCCCCUGGUCAAACCCAAAAUCAUUGGCAGAAAAGUCAAGACAAGGUCAGUAUAAAGGAGAUUGAUCAUAAACCUACCAUCAAAACUGGUCAGACAACAAGUUUCAGCAGUUCAAGAAAUAGAGAAGGAGAAGAAGCAACAUUGAAAACUAAAAACAAUGAUAGAGUCAUGGUUGGUGCUGUUACAGCUGCCUUGGGAGCAUCUGCUUUACUAGUUCAGCAUGAGGAUCAAAGCAAUUCCAAGGAUGGUGGGGAAAGGUCAUCCAAAUUCUCAAAGGAAAGAGGAAAUCAUCGAAAGGCAGCUGAAAAGCUGGAAGAGACAGAGUCUGAAAAAAACCAGAACUUAGUCACAAGCCUGGCUGAGAAGGCCAUGUCCGUUGCUGGUCCAGUGGUUCCCACAAAGGAAGGUGGUGGAGUAGAUCAAGAAAGGCUGGUUUCAAUGUUAGCCGACUUGGGACAAAAGGGUGGCAUAUUGAAGCUGGUUGGUAAAAUUGCUUUGCUUUGGGGUGGUAUACGCGGUGCUAUGAGUCUUACAGACAGGCUGAUUCUGUUUCUGCAUCUAGCUGAACGCUCCUUGUACCAGAGGAUUCUUGGGUUUGCUGGCAUGGUGCUUGUUUUGUGGUCACCAGUCAUUGUUCCAUUGCUUCCCACACUUGUACAGAGCUGGACAACAAACACUUCCUCCAGAUUUGCUGAGUUUGUUUGCAUUGUUGGCCUCUAUACUGCUACUAUGAUACUUGUUGUGUUGUGGGGCAGACGAGUACGUGGAUAUGAAGAUCCACUAGCACAAUAUGGGCUGGAUUUGACUGCAUUGCCUAAGACAGUUGUGGAUAGGCCUAAUGAUGGUUGUGUGAGUUUCUCUUGGCCUUCAAGUCUUCCUUCAUCUUCCUUGGAUGCCAUGACAUGGCUGAAAGUGUAUGGACAAAUGAUCAUGCUAGCUGGUCGAGGAAUUAUAACAGCAGCAGGCAUUGUGCUGGUUGAGGAAUUGCUUUUCAGAGCAUGGUUGACUGAAGAAAUUGCAGCAGAUCUUGGUUAUCAUCAAGGAAUUAUUAUUUCAGGACUGGCAUUCUCUCUUUUCCAGAGGUCUCUUUGGGCAGUACCAGGGCUUUGGCUUUUCUCUCUGGCUCUUGCAGGGCUUCGGAAAAGAAGCAAAGGGAGCCUGUCCGUUCCAAUUGGGUUGAGGACGGGGAUAAUGGCUUCAAGUUUUGUUUUACAAACAGGUGGCCUUUUGACCUAUAAGCCCAAUUAUCCUGUUUUGGUAACUGGUACACAUCCCCACCAACCUUUCUGUGGGGCAAUUGGUCUUGCAUUCUCUUUAUUGUUGGCCAUAAUUCUCUAUCCAAGGCAGCCUCUAGAAGAGAAGAACUUGGGAAGGGCCACACAGGGAUGA